AUGUCCCAUCGGCAAUCGUGCGACCGCUGCCGACAGCAGAAAGUUCGAUGUCUUCGAGACGAGUCACAAGGUGGAGCUGGAAACAAGGCUCGAGCUUCUUUUUCCCGGUGCGAAAGAUGCACCAAAGCCAGCGUGGACUGUGUUUAUAGCUUAAAAUCAAGAUCCAAUCGCCCGAAUGCCCAUCAACCAAUUCACAACCAGGUCGAUGCGGACCCUCAAACUCUAGUCGGACCCUCCUGGUUCGGCCAAGGUCUCUUCUGUCAAGCCGCCUCCGGCAGUCUGGGGCCCGACUACGACGAUCUUGCUGGGCAAUUUGCCGACCUGGAUGGGGCUGAGUUUAAUGGCUGGGAUGGGAAUCUCGACGUAAUUCCUUCAUUAUCCAUGUCGUCGUUGAACACUCUGGCAGCCCCAGCGGCCAUGGUAUCCCAAGACAUUUCACCCACCAAAGACCAUCACGACAACAACCAUAUGCAGGAGCCCGAAGCCGACGAUGAUGACGAGAGCAAUAAUGGCCAUGACCAAGAUGCCAUUCAAGAGCUCUCUCUACAGCUCACGGCAAUAAGCCAAAGAGCGACUCGGGCAAAGCGCCGUCUGCAUCGUGCUGGCUGCCCACCCCCGACGGUAUCAUCACCAGAAGUAAACGAAGCGUUUGAAGAUACCAACAAUCUACUUCGAAUCGCCAAUAAUAUUACAAAUGCAUGUGCACACCUUUGCGACGAGGCUAGUUCCAAUUCAAUCACCCUUGAUUACGGACUGGUAUUCUCAGCCUUGGCUUCUCAUCAGCAUCUCUUAGCUUUGUUCAAGGCCAUUUGUCAUUUAAUUCAACGGUACCUAGAGUCUAUGACAUCAGCCAACCAACACCGGCAGCAACAACAGCAAAGACUUCAUGACGGUGACAUUGGCCCGUCUUCGGUGGCACAAUUUGUCAUGGUGCUCCAACUGCUAACGUACCUCAUCAACCGAAUGGACCGAAAUCUGGCUCAAGUCAACGGCCCACAUGGGCACGGUCUAGAGACAUCUCUCGGCGGCCAGGCCACCCCGAUCACGCCCAGCACAGGUUAUCAAGACAUUGUUCAAUCGAUGCUGAUUCAUAGAGGGGACAAGAAUAAUACAACAGGAAGUUCACAGUCGCUUCCCAUUAUUGGGCAGGUCGUCUUAGGGGCCAUCCCAGAUGAGCACAAGAGACUGAGACAGGUUAUCCAGGAGCUACAGACUAGGAUAGAGCGUUCGGAAAUUCAGUAG
This is a messenger RNA of Fusarium fujikuroi IMI 58289, 1242 nucleotides long. RefSeq lists its product as uncharacterized. Gene Ontology annotation, biological process: regulation of DNA-templated transcription. The record is from RefSeq and is a predicted model, not a curated record. The transcript is spliced from 2 exons. Gene Ontology annotation, molecular function: zinc ion binding; DNA-binding transcription factor activity, RNA polymerase II-specific. Bases 1 to 1242 code for a protein of 413 amino acids. NCBI's taxonomy places the organism in Eukaryota, Fungi, Ascomycota, Sordariomycetes, Hypocreales, Nectriaceae.